CGGUGGAAACGUGUCAUCAAAAUCGUGUCGAAAUAGAAACGGAAACAAUAAAAUGCUUCUUUCUCUUGUUCCUUUCUAGGCUCUUGUCGCCUCCUCCAGCGUGAUUCCGUUUUCAUCUAUAAAUAAACUUGAACUAUAUUUCUCUCUCUCUGAAAAUAAGCUCUGUCUUUCUCUCUGAGCAAGUCUUAGGUUUCAGUUUCCAGUUUACAGAUUCUUCUUAUUUUUAUUUUUGUCGGUCAUGUCGAAGAACAUAUUAGUAACUGGCGGUGCUGGUUACAUCGGUAGUCAUACUGUUCUUCAAUUAUUACUCAGUGGAUUUAAAACUACUGUUAUUGAUAAUCUUGAUAAUGCUUCUCAAAUUGCAAUUAAUAGAGUCACGGAAUUAGCUGCUGAAUUCGGCUCCAAUUUGGAUUUUCAUCAGAUUGAUCUUCGGGACAAGCCAGCUCUAGAGAGACUUUUUGCCUCAAACAAUUUUGAUGCUGUAAUUCACUUUGCUGGACUAAAAGCUGUUGGGGAAAGUGUCCAGAAACCGUUGCUUUACUACAAUAACAACAUCAUAGGCACAGUAAAUCUUCUGGAAGUCAUGGGUGCUCAUGGGUGCAAAAAGCUUGUUUUCUCUUCGUCUGCUACUGUUUAUGGAUGGCCAAAGGAAGUACCUUGUACUGAAGAGUUUCCAUUAUGUGCAGCAAAUCCUUAUGGACGAACAAAGCUAUUCAUUGAAGAGAUAUGUCGUGAUGUGUACCGCGCAGACUCUGACUGGAAUAUCAUAUUACUUAGAUAUUUCAACCCAGUUGGAGCUCACCCAAGUGGCAAUAUAGGUGAAGAUCCUCGUGGAGUUCCAAAUAAUCUUAUGCCCUUCGUACAACAAGUUGCUGUAGGCAGGCGACCUGCAUUAACUGUAUAUGGGAAUGAUUAUUCGACAAAGGAUGGAACUGGGGUACGUGAUUACAUUCAUGUUAUGGAUCUGUCAGAUGGACACAUCGCUGCAUUGAACAAGCUAGAGGACAGUAACACAGGUUGUGAAGUCUAUAACUUAGGAACUGGGAAAGGAACUUCAGUCUUGGAGAUGGUUUCUGCCUUUGAGAAGGCCUCUGGAAAGAAAAUUCCUUUGGUAAUUGCACCAAGAAGACCGGGUGAUGCUGAGGUCGUUUAUGGAUCAACAGAUAAGGCAAAGGGCGAGCUGAGAUGGGAGGCGAAAUAUGGGGUUGAUGAGAUGUGUCGGGAUCAAUGGAACUGGGCUAGCAAGAACCCUUGGGGCUAUGGACCUCCAGAUACGACAGAUUAGAUCAGAUUUUGAGCUUUGACACAUCCUUCUAUAUAAAUAUCUCUCUUUAGCUUAUAUAUAUAUAUAUAGUCUAGCUUAUUCAUAUAUAUAUAAUUAUAAUUAUUCUUUUCUACACCAAUCUUUUAACCUAUUAUUUGGGGUCUGUUAGUUGGCCGUUGAUGGUUAUACAGUGUUCUUAGUUGGUUUAUUCAUCUAAAUGUCCUGUUAAUAAAAUUAGUCUUUUUCUUUCUCUUCUGCGCCAUUUCCAGUGUCGCUUCUCUUUGAGUUUUGAUUGUAUUUGUAGCUAAUCCUCGUUGUCCAAUCAAAACUAACACGUAAUAACUUAGGCCGGUUAAUCGGUUUUGUGGUAAAUAUCAUGGGUGGUAACAAGCUUUUGUAAGAGACAGAUGUACAUUAUGUUAUUGUAUUAAUUUAUCUUGGAA
This is a messenger RNA of Papaver somniferum (opium poppy), 1707 nucleotides long. RefSeq names its product UDP-glucose 4-epimerase GEPI48-like. Gene Ontology annotation, cellular component: cytosol. Gene Ontology annotation, molecular function: UDP-glucose 4-epimerase activity; RNA binding. The transcript has 9 exons. The coding region runs from base 239 to 1285 and encodes 348 amino acids. Lineage: Eukaryota; Viridiplantae; Streptophyta; Magnoliopsida; Ranunculales; Papaveraceae. The record is from RefSeq and is a predicted model, not a curated record. Gene Ontology annotation, biological process: galactose metabolic process; rRNA processing.